Helicoverpa zea (corn earworm) is the source of this 1888-nucleotide messenger RNA. RefSeq names its product ecdysone 20-monooxygenase (gene shd). The record is from RefSeq and is a predicted model, not a curated record. The transcript has 9 exons. Bases 188 to 1738 code for a protein of 516 amino acids. Lineage: Eukaryota; Metazoa; Arthropoda; Insecta; Lepidoptera; Noctuidae. Gene Ontology annotation, molecular function: iron ion binding; oxidoreductase activity, acting on paired donors, with incorporation or reduction of molecular oxygen; heme binding.
GAUUCUCAGUCGUUAGUGACGAGGCUCGCGGGCUGCCCGGGCGACUCCCGUGAGCGACCUCGUGUAUGAGCUACCUAUCGACACAGAUAAAGGAAUUCCUAUGUGAUGUUAGUAAACAAAAAGUGUAUAAAUAAAAAGCGCGGCGUGUUCCCUCUGUCAGUCUACUUGUGAAGUUAAGCUGGCUACGAUGUCUCUUCCGGGAGUUUUCCUUUUUUCUCACUACGUAGAAAGCUUUUGGAGCACGCCGCCGCCCCUGGUGGACUGGUCGUACGUGCCGACGUUGGUGCUGGCUGUGAUCCUGGUGGUGGUGGCGGCGACGGCGUUAGCUGCGCGCGCGGCUGAUGGCAAACAGGCUACACGCCUGCCCGGCCCGCAGGCACUACCGUUUUUGGGCACCCGUUGGCUCUUCUGGGGUCGAUACAAGAUGAAUAAGCUGCAUGAAGCUUAUGAAGACAUGUUCAGGCGUUACGGGCCGGUUUUCGUGGAGACCACUCCGGGAGGUGCUUCUGUGGUGUCCAUCGCGGAGAGAGCAGCCCUGGAGGCGGUGUUGCGGGCCCCGGCCAAGAGGCCCUACCGUCCGCCCACCGAGAUCGUGCAAGUGUACCGUAGGAGCAGGCCCGACAGAUACGCCUCUACUGGACUUGUAAAUGAACAAGGCGAAAAAUGGCACCAUCUUCGUCGUCACCUGACCGCGGAGCUGACAAGUCCCAACACGAUGCAAGGCUUCCUACCGGAGCUGAACAAUAUUUGUGACGACUUCCUCGAACUUCUGGAAUCUUGUCGCCGUAGCGAUGGCACUGUUGCCGGCUUUGAUCAACUUACUAACAGGAUGGGCUUGGAAUCUGUCUGCGGGUUGAUGCUUGGUUCAAGACUGGGCUUCUUAGAGCGAUGGAUGUCGGGUCGUGCGGCAACCCUCGCGGCCGCCGUGAAGGCCCACUUCAGGGCCCAGAGGGACUCCUACUACGGAGCUCCCCUAUGGAAGUUCGCCCCCACCACUCUCUACAGGACAUUCGUGAAGAGCGAGGAAACCAUUCAUACGAUAGUAUCGGAGCUGAUGGAGGAAGCCAAGACAAAGAAACAGGGCACUGCCAAUGAUGACGCCAUGAGAGAGAUCUUUCUCAGGAUAUUGGAAAACCCUGCCGUUGACAUGAGGGACAAGAAGGCUGCAGUCAUUGACUUCAUCACAGCUGGCAUUGAGACGCUAGCGAACAGCCUAGUUUUCCUGCUAUACUUGUUGAGCGGUCGUCCGGACUGGCAGCGGGUCAUCCGCUCGGAGCUGCCGUCCUGCAGCACCCUGACUGCCGAGGACCUUGCAGCCGCCCCCUCAGUCCGCGCCGCGAUAUACGAGGCCUUCCGGCUGCUGCCAACAGCACCUUUCUUGGCCAGGGUCCUGGAUACCCCGAUGACUGUUGGGGGACAUAAAUUGCCGGCUGGCACGUUCGUGCUAGCCCACACAGGGGCGGCCUGCCGUCGCGAGGAGAACUUCUACCGCGCGCGGGAGUUCGUCCCCGAGCGCUGGCUCUCGCACGCGGCUCCUCACGCGCCUGCUCUUGUGGCUCCCUUCGGCAGAGGCCGCCGCAUGUGUCCCGGGAAACGAUUCGUUGAUCUUGAACUGCAUUUGCUUCUUGCCAAGAUAAUGCAAAAAUGGCGCGUGGAGUUUGACGGUGAGUUGGACAUUCAGUUCGACUUCCUGCUGGCACCAAAGUCACCUGUGUCUCUGCGACUAGUCGAAUGGUAGUCGCGAUGCUACACGCGACAAAUAUCCCAAGUGAUCUUUAUAUUACUUCUAGAACUGUACAAUUUUGUCCAAAAGUCCCUUCAAAACAUAUAUGCGUUAAUGUCGUGUUUCUCUGCAGACUUUAAUUUGCCGGUAUCAGGGCGUUGAGUU